Insectozyma verbasci is the source of this 1188-nucleotide messenger RNA. The record is from the annotation of a GenBank genome assembly. NCBI's taxonomy places the organism in Eukaryota, Fungi, Ascomycota, Pichiomycetes, Serinales, Debaryomycetaceae.
AUGGAUGAAGAUUAUCAAGAUAAUAAUCAAGAUUCAAAUAAUUUAACAAUUUCUUUGCCAUCAAAUGAUUUGACCAAUUCAAUCACAGUUAAUGAAAAUAUUAAUAUUGAAUCAGAAUUUAGCCAAAAUCAAAAUAAUCAAAACAACUGGCGUAAUUGGGCAAAUAAUAUCUUUAAAAAACCGGGAGAAUCAACUGAUAGAUUAACACCUCAACAAUCAAGAUCUCAAAGUUUUAAACAACCACAUAAUCCAUUAACAAACUUACCAUCACCAAAUUUACAAAAUGGGAAAUUAAUUGGAAACAAUAAUGGGAAUGCUAUUACUACAAACAAAUCAAUGAAAAGAUCAAAAUCAUGGUUUUUUCGUCAUCAGGGAGCAUUCAAAAACGGUAAUAAUAAAAAUAAUGAAGCUAAUUACAAAUCCACUUCACAUUCACCAGUUGAGUUGGUCAUUUCAUCUUCUACAAACGGAUCAGUGGUUGAAAUUGAUGCAAAUAAUCAUGAAAAUGACUUACAACAACAAUUGAUCAAAUUAAAAUUAAAUGAUAACUCACCUAUUCUAUUAGGUUGUUAUAAUGGCUCACCAGUCUAUUCAACAUUUAUUACCAAGAAUGAUAAUAUUUAUUUAUUUAAAUCUAAACUUUUUCAAUAUGGCUUAUUUGAUAAAUUUGAUGAACCAACUUAUCAUCCAUGGAAUGUUUGGAAAUAUGAUAAAGACAACUAUCAAAAGAAAUUAAUCGAAUUAAUUGAAUCAAAAUCUGAUUUUAAAAAAUUUUUUAACAGAAUCUUUCAUUUAAAUUUGAAAUUUAUAAUCAUGAGAAGUUGUUUAGUUCCAGAUUAUGGCUUAUUUAAAAAUGGAUAUUUGAUCAAAUUAAAAACAAUUCAAGAAGGAAAAAGAAAUGAUGAAUUAAUUGCAUUUUUCAGAAAUUGUUGUGAAAGAAUUUUAUUUACAAAACUUAAUGAAAAUAAAUUAAUGAAAAUUACUGUUGUUGGUGUUACAAUUGAAAAUUUGGAUAAAGUAUCACAAAUUAUGUUUUGGAUUCAUCCAAUUUUAAAUAUGUCAUUUGAUAUUUUAAAUCAGACUAUUAUGUUAUUAAAAACAUUUAACUUUAAUGUCAAAUUUACCUCCAUUUGUUUAAUUGAUAUUAAUACUAACUCAAAAUUCAAAAUUGAUCCUGAAGAAGUAUAA